Plodia interpunctella (Indianmeal moth) is the source of this 4912-nucleotide messenger RNA. RefSeq names its product golgin subfamily A member 2-like. Gene Ontology annotation, biological process: Golgi organization. The record is from RefSeq and is a predicted model, not a curated record. The transcript has 4 exons. Lineage: Eukaryota; Metazoa; Arthropoda; Insecta; Lepidoptera; Pyralidae. Bases 221 to 2287 code for a protein of 688 amino acids. Gene Ontology annotation, cellular component: Golgi cisterna membrane; Golgi apparatus; cis-Golgi network.
CAAAAACGUAGGUAGGUAGGUAAUUAGGUAGUUUUUCGUUGGCUAGGUUUGUUAUGUUAAAAGUGCUCAUUUAUUGGAAACAAUUAAUUUAGACUCUUAUUAUUCCUAUGCUUGAAAUAUCUUUAAAUGCAUUAUUUUUGAAAAUAGAUAAUCCAUUAUUUUUGUUAUCUCUCUGGUUCUAAACUCUGUUUAUAUAUAUUUAAAUUGUAGCUAAGAAAGAAUGGAUUCCAGAGCAGCUAAACUAGCGUUAGCUCGUAAGAAGUUAAAAGAUCAUCAAGGUAAAAAAGUUAUCUUCCCUCCAAAGGAUGAAGAAAUUAUUGUAACAUCUGAAGAAGUCCAACAGGAAGAGGCAGUGUUAACUCAAAAUAAUAACUCAGAUAUUGGUGAUAAUUCUCAACAAAUCACAAAUGAGUUUAAAAAUCAAGAGGAACUAAAAACUGAAAACAAACCUAUGAAUGUAACAGAAAUCCUUAUUUCAAAUAAAAUAAAUUUAGAAAUACAACUUUCUGAAUUACAAACGAAACUUAUAGAACUUGAAAAUAACCAUAUACAAACAACACAAAAUUUUAAUAUUUCAAGAAAACAAAUUUUUGAUUUGGAAAGAGAGCUUAAAAAUCUUCAUGAUAAUUAUAUGAAUGCUCAAAGAGACUUGCAAGAGAAAAAUAAUUUUAUUAAGGAAUUAAAUGACAUCAAAAUUUCUAAUUUGGAUCAAAUUAAUCACCUGACAGAACAACUGGAACUUACUAAAACCAUGUUAACUGCUAAAGAAACUGAGAAUGCAUCUCUUCAAAGUCAACUAUGUCAAGUUGAGAAUCAAUUGGAUGGAGUGAAAUUGCAAUUACGUCAAUUAACUAAUGGGUCAUCAAUAAAAAUAUACCAAAAUGAUAAUGAAAGUCAAGAGGCAAAUGAAAUGUUACUUCAAAAAAUCACAUUAUUGGAACAACAGCUAAAGACUUCACAUAAAGAGAGGGAUCAAAUCAGUGUUCACUAUGAACAUUAUGUGGCAGAAUUAAAUGAACAAUUAAAAUUAGUUAUGAAAAAGAAUGAUGAAAUGGCCAAGGAAAUACAGAGUUUAUCUACUAGGGAAUCCACUCUAAUUGAACAGAUUAGUGACAUGGAGAUAAGACUACAAAAUUUCAGUCAAAUGAAAAGGACUGUUGAGAUGAACACCAAUAAUUCAGUAAAUGUUACUGAACUUCAACAAAACUAUGUUGAGGCUCAGGAAAAAAUUAAACAACUUAUUUUUCAAUAUGAAGAUAUUAAACAAAAGUAUAUUGAUAGUGAAGCUAAGAUUAGAGAACUAUCCGAAGCUAAGGAGUCGAAGCGCUCGCAGGAUGAUAUCAGUUUUACGAAACUACAUGCAGACAUGACUAGCGAUAAGAUCGCAGCGCAACGGGCAACAGAGCAAAAUAUGAAGCUUAAAAGUGAUAUGCAAGAGCUGGAAGAAGCGUUUAUCAAAAUGAGCAAAGAUAAAUUAGAGUUAACAGAAAAAAUUGCAGCUGAAAAAUUCUUGAAUAGAGAAUUGACAAUUAAGUUGGCAGAAGUAGAAGAAAGAGCCAAAGAUAUGCAUAUUAAGAUUAAGGCUAAAGAUGACGAAAUGAUACGUUUGCAGAAUAAUCUACGCUAUGCAGAAAAAGAAUUAAAAGGAAUUACAAAUAAUUUACAUGAAGUAGAAAAGGAAGAUGUUGAACAUCCUGAACAUGUAAUACUUGAAACCCAACAUUCUGAAAUUACAAGGAAUACUCAUGACAAUGAAUAUUGCAGACCUUGUAAGGAAGAUAAUGUAAUAAACGAGACUGAUAACGAAAAUGAUUCGUUAAUUAUAAAAAACGAAGAUGCAAUGACUAAAUUACAAGAAAGAUUUUUGAAAAUAAUGGGUGAAGUAGCUGAUUUGUCUGAUGAGAAGCAUAGAUUAGAACAUAUAAUUCUUCAACUUCAAAAUGAAACUGAUACCAUAUGUGAAUACGUCGCCCUAUAUCAGCAACAACGUAGUUUGUUAAAAAAACGAGAUGAAGAGAGAAACACUCAAAUUAAAAUAUUUCAAGACGCAUGCAAUAAGCUUCAUUGUCAAAUCAAAGAGUUGAGCAAUUUGUUAAUAAGAUUUUCUGAAGAUAAAGAAUUAUCACAAUAUUUCCUUAACGACUCCAGAAAAAAUGAUCUUGAAAGAGUAAUGAAUUUGAUAUCACAUCUGAAGAGCAAUUGUUUAAUAGAUCCCAAGCACGCAAAUUCUGAUUUAAAGAAUUUUUAUCCCUGCAGUUGUUGUUCUGGAAAACUUAUAGAAGUUUAACAUUAUAAUUAUAAUGUAUAUUAAUUACAUUAUAAUAAUAACAAUUUGCAAUGAAACCUGUUUUACUGUGAUCUCAAGGAACCUAUGAUUAUAUUAUCACAUACAGAGAGAGACGUUUUGAUUUAAUAAAAGGGAAAAUAAAAACAACAGGCGGCCGGUUCCGGCUUUGCUCGGGUAAAAACGCAAUAAAUUAUACACCUAAACAUUCCUCAGGAAUCAGACUAUCUAUUGGUAAAAACGGAAUGAAAAUCCGUGCAGUAGUUUUAAUAGACAGACAGACGCUGCAUAGGACUUUGUUUUAUAAUAAGGAUAAAUGCAUAUAUUUUGUUAUAUAAAGAAAACAAAAAAUUGCAAACAAAAAUAUUACCAAAAUUUCAUUUCUAGACCGUUGCCUGCGUCAAAUAUUUUUUAGCAUUUUUUGGCCAGACAAGAUUUCUAACAAUCAACUGUGGGAAAGAGGCCGGGAAAUGCCAAUAGAGAUAAAUCGGGCGCCUCAAGUGGACAUGGAUUGGCCAUACUCUACGAAGGGACACUUUACGUAUCCCGAGACAAGCCUUGGAUGAACCCCCAAGGCAAGCAAGUUAGCCGUCCAAAGCAGACCUGGCGCACAAUUGCAGCGGAGCUCAAGAAGUUCGUUCGCUGGUCUGAAGCGGUUAGCCUAGGACCAACUGAGAUGGCGGCGAAGCACUGUGGACAAUACCAUUGAUACACACACUUAAAUCAGAUAUCACAGCUUGAACUUAAAAUAUAUAUCCCUAUUCGCGUUAGAAUUUCGCUUUGGCUGAUUUCAACUUUGUCGUUCGUUCUAGAAUAAGACCUCUCAUCUUCCUUUGUACUUGUUUAAUUGAACACAUUUUUUCUGUAAUUUUUAUGUGUACACAAAACCUAUGAAUAAAUAGAACGAUCAUCACUAAGGCGACUAAGCGACAGAUUGUCUUGGUAGCUAAUAGAUACAGUAAUAGCAAAUACCGGGCGGCCGGUAGUUGUCUGACAUAUUGGGAACAUGAACACAACCCUUGAGAACUAGAACACAUAGGCAUAAAUCACAACCGAAUCUUCAAAGGAGAACGUUAAGAAAAUCCCAGCGCCAAUAGAAAAAGGACAUACCUACCUACUACGUAGAAUACAGGCACAAUUCUUUUAUGCCGGGCACAUUCAUAGUUGAUCAGGCACCAAUUUAUACGUUCCACUCAUAUUUUUCUAGGAGCUACUCUCAAGCUGGAGGAGUUUAUACACUGUAAUACAUUUUAUUUAAGUUACUUAUCCCACUUCCUAGGUACUAAUAUUAUAAUUGCGAAAGUUUGUGAGAAUGUGUGAAUGUAUGUAUGUAUUUUUAUUUGUUUCUCUUUCACGCAAAAUCUACUAAACCGAUUGUUAUAUUGUUGGUACACGGGUAGAAUAUAACCUGAAAUAACACAUAAGGUACUUUUUAUCCCGAAAUUCCCACGGGAGCGAAGCCCUUUAUAUAUAAGUAUACAUCUGCUUUUUCUAAAGUACGUUACCUUUUAAAAGCUUUAGAAGUUCUUUUUCAAAAACAGUAAAUGUGCAAUAUAUAUCAAAGGCAAAGAAAACUAAGACACGUUAGGCUAGCAUAGUCAAAUGAGAUAAAACAUUUCCAUUACUACCUACUUCCCGUGGCCCAUUGUAAAGAAAGUUAUAGUAUCGUAAAGUCGUUAUAAAACCGGGGACACGAUGAAGGACGAAAAAUAUGUUUAACUAUCUUUCCUUUUUAUUUUUGAUGUACUUUUAGGUAUAUUGAAUACGCUGUAUACCGGGUUACUGAUAUCAAACGCCUAAAGACUACUUGGGUACAUCAAAACAAGCAACUUUUAUUCUACGACUUUUCGUGAUUCGUAGUUUUUUUUUAAUAUAAAAAAAAUACAAUCUAAUUUGCGAUUCUACACAUCUUAACUCUAUGUAGGUACCUAAUAGCCAAGUAGCCAAGCAACACGCACGAGACAGUACAGUAGCGUUAUGUACCGGAAUCGAACAUAGAGUUAAUGUUUUAUAGAAAGGACGUUAAAAGUAAAAAAGGGAAACUUUAUGUAUUUAUUACGUUUAGACAAAAGUCGUAGAAAAAAGAUGUUAAGUCUCUAUGUACCUAUGGGCCUUUGGAAGGUUAUGCGUUAGAUACCAGCCCUGUAUAAGUCUGUGGAAUACGGAUUUAUCUGUCUUGUAUAAAACGAACGAAAGAUAAUGACAAAGUCUUUAUAGUUUUCUCAGUCUUUAUAUUUACAGAAAUUAAUUAAAAAAGAUUUUCAGACAGUUUUUCUUUGUGAUAUCUUGACAUCCAGUGUAAUGAGUCUCCAUCACAUAUAUUAACACUAUAUUAUUAGACAUAUAUUAACACCCAUGCGUCAGUUCCUAUAAGUCGACGCCUGAUUUCGGCAUGUACGUCUGACGAACGCCAUAUUAAGGUAUAAUUAUUUGUUUGUUUUUAAAAUGGUGGCUUAGUCUUCUUAAAAAAUACAGUGCCAGUUACAUUUUGUUUUGUUAUUGUCGGAAAAUAUAUUGUUUGUGUUAUUAUACAUAUAGUACAUAUAGGUAUGUAUCACAUUUUAGUUAUAAUUUCUAUUAUAUUGCAGUUAUGUAAAUAAAUAAAUAUCAAUAAAUUAUAAAACAAAA